UAGCCGCCUUUCCUCUCACAAAUAGUAGCGCUGUAUGUCCAUGAACAAGAACUAAGAACCAAAUUCCUUUAGCCGAGCUGUGACUAUCUGAUAUGAGAGAAUUACUUCAUCACCAAGUUUACUGUUUCAGAUGACUAUAGGAAAUCCAUGAAGUCGACCAACGCAGUGUAAAAUAAGGAAACAAGAAGAGGAAGAUUUAGCCUAGACUACUUCUGGACUAGUUUGCAAGCUCUUCAAUCGGAAUAUAUAACAACCGUUUGAAGUUGUUACAUCUUGAGAACAGCAACAAUUUACCAUUGCAAGCAGCAGUCCACGACUUGGUUGAAGUUGCGCACGUCUCGUGGUAGCGCGCACCACCAUCGUGAUCAUUUCCUCGCGGUUACUUCACCUAAACUACCACGACGGCAAGGCCAACCAUGGUGAACAGCCGGGUGGAGGCAUCAGCCGUGGCGGUGACAGGGGGCGGCGGUGGCUCGGCAGGCAGGUCAUGCGCGGGCUGUGGUGGGCGCAUCGCCGACCGCUUCCUGCUCUUCUCCAUGGAGCGCUACUGGCACACGCGCUGCCUCAAGUGCUCCUGCUGCCACGCCCAGCUGGGCGAGAUUGGCACCACCUGCUACAGCAAAGGGGGCAUGAUCCUCUGCAAGAACGACUACAUCAGGCUGUUCGGGCACAGCGGGGCAUGCAGCGCUUGUGGCCAGUCCAUCCCUGCCAGUGAGAUGGUAAUGCGGGCACAGGGCAAUGUGUACCAUCUCAAGUGUUUCACCUGUGCCACCUGUAGAAACCGGCUGGUGCCGGGCGACCGCUUCCACUAUGUCAAUGGCACCAUCUUCUGUGAGCACGACCGACCAGGGGGCGCCCUGCUCAGCAGUCACCUGACCUCGCUGCAGGGGAACGGCAUGAUGCCCGACCAGAAGGUCUGCUGAAGAAGAAUGGGUGACAAAGCAACGUGUGCCUUCUCCUCCCCCGCCUCCUCCUCCUGCUCUUCUUCCUUUUCCACCCAUAAGUUUGUCCUGCACCAUCCAUCCCAUCCUUCAGAUAUUCCCAUAUCCGUACUCCGGAUACUGCUGCCAGUGUCCCAUUAGCUUUCCCAGUAACACGGCAUUUUCCCCAAAAUAAUGUUUAUUCUGGUCAUAGAGAAUAAUGUUCUCAACCUUGACAUAAUUGAAGUCUCCUGCUUCAAGGGAACGAUGUGGAGGAGGGAAAGACUGUUGAUGAUGGAAGAGGAUGAUUUAUACUGUCAAACCAGUGUCUGUUUUCGGUAAGUCCAUUGGUGACUGACUUGCAUAAGACUGACUUGUAGUAAUGCCCUGAGAGGACUAUGGCAUUUCCAGUGAUGGACCAUCCUUGAUGUAGCACCUUUCCCUAGCCAGCACAAAACUACAGGGAGAGGGAGAUGCCACAGACCAAUAAAUAUAUACUGGUUCUCAUCCGGAGCUGUUUCAACCAAGCUACAGUUUAAUGACUCCCGAAACAAGGAGAGUGUGUUCAAAACAAGAUCGCCACAUGAAUACACAGACACACACUCUCUGAGCUCAGACUCUAGGCCCUUUCAUGUGUCGGAUUGGAGGAAACAGGAAAUACUUUGGUUGUAGUGCUAUGCGACCGUAGCUUUUGCCCCCUGGACGUUCCUGAACUCUCAUUCCUGAACUCUCAUUGGCUCACUCGAACUGUCGAGUUAGGCCGAACGAGGAAUGAUCAAAUACACCUGCCUGGAUGUCUCGUCUACUUUCAAAAAUAUACUCUCUGUGUACUAAAUGAAGAAUGCCUGUAGAAUAUUCAUCAAAACAUACCUUUUAGUCCCAUGAUUAUUUUGUACUGCAAGUGGUUGCCUUGUGUUUCUCAAUUGUCUUCGAUAUUUAGUUAUGUUUUCAGGUGAAGAUGGUUCCUGGGGUUAGUAAAUGUACUCCUGUUUAUGGGAACAUACAAAUAUGCAUUUGUAAUUGUUGUUUAAAAAAUUUGGCCGGUGAGAAUUGUUAUUCCAACAUGACUUUGCAGCAGUGCUCUAUACGUCUUAAUGUAUUGUUGUUAUGUGGUGGUGGAAGAGGACAAGGUCAAAGUUGAACUGGUCCACAUAUAACCAGGGUCGUGUUGAGUAGGGCUCACUGUAGAUAGAAAACAGAAAUAAGUGUUUGUUAUUGGAGAGGCCAUGUAGUCCCUCGCUGUUUCAGGCCGUUUUUUCAGUUUGGUACCUAAUGAACACGACCCAGGUUGAGGGAAGAGGAGAGCGGCAUUGGGAUGGAGAGAAGUAAUAACUGUACAUACCUGUUCUAGUGCUAUUAUUGUAUUGUGGUCUAUGGUUGAAUUGCGUCUUUGUGUGGCCUAAAACAUCUAUAUGGAGAAAAAAAGUACUUUCUAAAUAACUAUAAUAAUCAUAAUAUUGCCAGUCA
This is a messenger RNA of Oncorhynchus gorbuscha (pink salmon), 2387 nucleotides long. RefSeq names its product LIM domain only 4a (gene lmo4la). The transcript is spliced from 5 exons. Bases 417 to 923 code for a protein of 168 amino acids. The record is from RefSeq and is a predicted model, not a curated record. NCBI's taxonomy places the organism in Eukaryota, Metazoa, Chordata, Actinopteri, Salmoniformes, Salmonidae.